AUGGCGGCCAUCCAGAACCUGCAGCUGUGGUGCAAGCAGCAGUGCGAGGGCUACCGCGAUGUCAGCAUCACCAACAUGACCACCUCCUUCCGCGACGGCCUUGCCUUCUGUGCCAUCCUCCACCGGCACCGGCCCGACCUCAUAAACUUCAACUCCCUCAGUAAAGAAAAUGUGUAUGAGAACAACAAGUUGGCAUUUCGAGUGGCGGAGGAGGAGCUGGGGAUCCCAGCCUUGCUGGAUGCAGAGGAUAUGGUUGCUCUGAGGGUACCAGACAGGCUGAGCAUCCUCACCUAUGUUUCCCAGUAUUAUAAUUACUUCCAUGGACGGUCUCCUAUUGGAGGCAUGGCUGGAAUCAAGCGUCCUUCCUCCGAACCUCAGGAGCAGCCUCUUGGGAAGAAAGCUGUUUCAGAGCCUCCUAAGCCAGUGCCACCAAAACUGCCUCCUGCCCACCCACCAGCCAGAGCUAAGCCAAAAGAAACCUCCCCGGUCACAACAAAAGGGGUGCUGGCAGAGAGCGGGAACAUCCCUAGCAGCAGCUGUGGUAUCUGUGGGAACCAUGUGCACCUGGUGCAGCGCUACUUGGUCGAUGGGAAGCUCUAUCACAGGAAUUGCUUCAGGUGCAGGCAGUGUUGGAACGUGCUUCUUCCUGGAAGCUACAAAGCUGGGCCUGAGCCCGGUACGUUCAUCUGUACCAGCCACCAGCAGCCAGACCAUGUCCAGAUCUCUGGUCUCCACAGCACCGGGAACAAACCUGAGAGUACCCCAGCGCCUACCGCUGCCAGGGCGUUCCAGAAAGCAGCAGAACCCAAGAAACUGGAGCAGGUGUUGAAGAAACCCAGCCAGGAAGGCCUUGCUAAUUCAACCAAGCCAUCUGUUUCAUCUUCUGGAAGCUCUGGCUUCAAAAGUGUAAAUACUCCAUGGUCCUCUUCAGCUGUGAAUAAAUCAGAUGACUGCAAAAGUACCCCGUUGGGAAGUAAAACAGAUCACCGUGAAGGUACCCCAUCAGGGCCUCUUUGGGCAACCUCCACAACAAAAACACAGCAAGCCCGAGAAAAUUUUUUUCGGUCAUUAGAGUCCUCCAGCAAUAAAACCUCUGACACUAAAAAACAAGUUCCUUCUUCUCAUGGCCCUGGUAAAACUGCCCCUGCCAGAACUACUACUGAAGUCAAUCCAGUGAAUGCUGAGAAGGAUCAGGCACGUAACCAUAUUAUACAGGCUCUGGCUGGAUCAAACGCCUCUCCAAAUAGGCCAGGAGGACUCGGUUCCACUGGCUUCUCAGCGCCCAGCGGUGGCAAGUUUUCUCCCACCAGUUCUCAGUGGCAGAGUCCAGCUCCAAAAGCACAGCCCAGCAAAACAGGGUACACAGCACUAAAAGAGGAAAAGAUUACAGACCCUCUGCUCAAGAGCCAGGCUGCCAGCAAACCUGUUGACUCUGUGCACAAGCCAGCAUCGAAAGGCAUCAAAGGAAGCAAGAAUGUUGGCGAAGACAAGUCUGAGAACCCAGCAGACUGGAGAUCUCGGUUGAAACCUGUAGCCGACAAAGACCAAGGUGGCUCUAAGAAACCUACUGCUAACUCCCAGGUGGGAACAGGGAGCCCAGCACACAAGGAGACAAAGCCAAGUCCGUUAGUUGUCCCAUCAGCAAAGCAGGACUCUGCUUCAUCUGGUGGAUUCACGAAGAAGUUGUUGAUCCCCAGCUCAGACCUUAUCAAGAGCUGUCAGAAUUCGAAGCAGGGCUGGGAAGACCCUGGGGGCUCUGCCAAGAAGGAGGAAGAGGGCAACCAGUUGAAGAAAAACACUACCACAUUUAAACCUUCUGUUCCGAAAAGCAUCCAGAGCCCUGAGGCAGUGUCCCCAACCAAGCUGCACCCAGACUACCUUCCUGAGGAGGAAAUCCAGGAGAAGGUGUGUGACAUUGAGAAGCAGCUGGAUGAGCUGGAAUUGAAAGGAGUGGAGCUGGAGAAGCAGCUGCGUGACUGCGAGGGAGAUGAGUCUGAGGAUGCCCUCAUGGUGGAUUGGUUCAAACUGAUCCAUGAGAAACAGCUGCUGCUCAGACAGGAAUCAGAGCUGAUGUACAAGAUGAAACAGCAGAAGCUGGAGGAGCAGCAGUGGAACAUUGAGACAGAGCUGCGACACCUCAUGAACAAGCCAGAGGAACUGAAGACACCAAGGGAGAAGGAGCGAGAGAAGGAGCUGCUGGAGUCGUACCUGAACACAGUCAAUGAUCGGAAUAAUAUUGUGGAGUGCCUGGAUGAGGACAGACUCAGAGAGCAAGAGGAGGACCAGAUGUUGGCAAACAUGAUCCAGAGGUUGGAUGGAUCUCUUGAGAGCCAGGAACCAGAGAAGAAGAAGAACAAGUUCCGCUUGUCCAAAAUAUGGAAGCAGAAAAAUAAGAGUAAAGCUCAGGAUUGAUGUUCCUUUGCCCAGCGGCCCAGAGGGGGUCAUCAAAGGGAUGUUCCUUCCUCACUGCUGCUUUCCUGGAGUCGUGCAGGACUGUGAUGAGGCUCCUCUGCUCCCUGACAUGGAGACUGCAGGUUUGCGGACCAAAGGAAUAGUGUGAAUCCCCUCUGGCGCUGGUAUGGGGCCCAAGGAUGCCUUUCCCAGAAGAUGGACUUUUAAGACUGUUUUCCUCCUUUGGAUCUAGCUCAGAGCUGGCUUCAGCCUUGUUGGCAGCUCAGGGGGGCAGACCUCAAUUUGCCCAUCCACUGCUCAGGUCGUUGCAGUCCUGAACGCAGGAGCAUGGCACUGCAUGUCAGCCCACGGUGCCCCACUCAUGUCAGCCAGGGCUGCACUAAGGAUGCUUCACUGGUCUCUCUCUCUC
Gavia stellata (red-throated loon) is the source of this 2821-nucleotide messenger RNA. RefSeq names its product MICAL like 2 (gene MICALL2). The record is from RefSeq and is a predicted model, not a curated record. Lineage: Eukaryota; Metazoa; Chordata; Aves; Gaviiformes; Gaviidae. The coding region runs from base 1 to 2412 and encodes 803 amino acids. The transcript is spliced from 17 exons. Gene Ontology annotation, molecular function: protein binding.